UACGGGGAGCGGUGAAAAGCGACUAGCAGAUGAUUCCCUUUUAACCCCUUGUUAAUCAAUAUGUAAAUACGACGAAGGAAAUUUACUUAUGAACUUAUCGUUGAGGUCAAAAAAUGUUAAAUUAAUUUUAUUGGGGGUCUUCUACCUGAGGGCCGUCACGUACAGAUUGUGUACGAUUCAGUUUCACAUUUUAUCGACCGACAGUCCGUACGUACACUCACUCACUCCUCCAUGUGUGCAGCGACAGUGCUAACAGAUACGGUACAUCGUCACCAUUAUUUGGAGCCCGGGGGUAGGGGAUGACGUCAGUUAACUGUGACGUAGUGGUGGUUGGGGCCGGGCUGUCCGGGUUGACAGCCGCCAACGCCCUCCUGGAGAAGGACAGCACUCUAAAUGUGAUCGUUUUGGAGGCUAAAGGUCGUAUUGGCGGACGGACACUGACGAAACAGUUACAGGGGUCUGACGGGAAUUUUGACUUUUGGGAUGUCGGCGGUGAAUGGGUUGGAAGACCCUAUCCUCACCUACAGUAUUUACUGCAGAAGUUUGACAUAAACACGUUCAGUCUCCGUCAGCAAGAUGUAAAACCAGUCCCACUGCGUCUGCUACCUUCCUGGGACAUCUACUUCCUGUCUCUCAGGCUACGAAGACGAAAACAUUUUUUUGACCGAUUUGGUGUUAACCAAAUGAAGAGUUCUGUAAAGGCUCUGGAAUGUGACGGGAUUAUGUUUGAGGACUAUUGUAAAGCUCGGCUCUGGACGGAAGAUGCCCGACAUACUGUGGAGGCGGCUUGUAAGUCAAUGUUCGGACUGAAGCCCACGGAGAUGACCCUACUGUACUUCCUGAUGAAUGUGUCGUCUGCUGGAGGCUUCGACACAUUUCUGCAUCCAGAGCUGUGUUCUGGUCAGGAGCGAAGAAUCAAGGGUGGAUCACAACAGUUGUGCCAUCGUCUGGCGCAGGUCAUGGGAAAGAAUGGAAUCGUGAAGAAUCAACCGGUCACUCACAUCACCCAGACAGAUGACAGAGUAUCCGUGCUUACUACAGACAAGACUGAGUACCAAUGUAGGAGGAUCAUCAUGGCGGUGCCUCCCCACCUCCUCGCGAAUAUCCACUUUACGCCCGAUUUACCCUCCAACAAAGUAGAUAUCCUCCGGAACAUCCCCCUAGCCCACAUCGUCAAGUUUGUCUACAGUUACGAAGAGAGGUUCUGGAGUAACGAGGGGUCCGAAGGGCACGGUUUACAGGUGGUUCUGGAGGAUCACGCGGACGGUCCCGUGGGUAUAGCCUACGACGGAACCUCGUCCCGGAACAACCCCGCCAUUGUGGGUUUCGUGUCUAGUACAAAAGGACCUUUCCACGUACAAGACUUCCAACUCCCUCAUCAGUCGACACCGGAACAGGAGUCCCGUCGCCAAAACGAGGCUAUAUUGUCUGUUCUUGAAGACGCCAUCGGACCGGAAGUUCACGAUUACAUCGACUACGCAUUCGUAGACUGGAGCACGGAAAAGUACAAUGGCGGCUGUUUUUUGAAAAGCAUUGUUCCGGGGACUACGAGACAUUUGUGUCAAACACUUAGGGAACCCUUCGAAAAUGUUCAUUUCGCCGGGACGGAAACCGGAACCGUCUGGUGUGGUUUGAUGAAUGGCGCCGUGCAGUCUGGGCUGAGAGCCGGCGCGGAGGUGCUGUUCCAUCUCAGACCGGAACUAGUGGAGAGUGAGCUUCCGGACAACGUGGACUUAUCUACCAACCGUAUAACUUCCUGUUCAAGCGGAAGUGGAUUCUGGAUGUGUUGGGGGUUUGGCGUUCUGGGCUUGACAAUAGGUGUCAUGGGAAUGUCUUUCGCCAGAAAAUCCAUCUAUUUGCCGUUUGAUACACUGGAGCGAAUAUUUGACGUCUUUCAAAAAUUAUACUACUAAUAAAAACCGAGACCUGUACAAAAAAAGGUAGCUGAUCAAAGUUAGAAUACUUAAAUAUUCAACACGGAAGCUUUCUAUGUGAUGUUUGAUGUUGUGUGGGAUUUGUUGAGGGUUGGUGUAUUUUUGUCUCAUGUAAUCAAUAAGAUUUCUGAUGUACUGAUUUAAUGGUUGUUUAUGAUGUUAGAACAGUAAACUGUGUUUCUAGUCAUUUUAAAAUUUGCUGUAAUAUUGUUAUACAAUGUACAAUAUACACCUAUAUUUGUCUCAAAGAGACUUUAAACGGACAUUUCCAUUAUGUGGAACUGGACUGGGUCGCCAUCGAUUUGUCGGAUUGACAAGGAAGCUUAAUUGGUUCGAAUGUCUGUCAAGAGUUUGGAGGCCCAAGUUCUAAUCCGAGUUAUACUGUUCUAUAAGUGAUGUCGUCGCCGUCGUCACCGUCAACACAAACUUCAUCAUUGUCCUCCUCCUCCUCCUCCUCACCAAAGCCACCGACGUCUUCACCGUCAUCGACGUCUUCACCGUCAUCAACAUCAUCGUCGUCCGCGUCGGCGUCAUCGCUGCCGUCGCCGCCACAACUAUGAUUAUCGUCGUCACUGUCUGUUGUCCAUAUACACAGGGUAAUAACAAACACUUGUAAUAUAGCUAUCUGUGUAUUAUAACGGCUUUACAUGUAUAUAAGCUAGUUCCAUGCAGAUAACUUAUCUGCUUCCGUACUUUUAGCGCGAAUUUAACGGUUUCUGUGAUAUGUAAUAUGACACCAACUUUUGUAAAGUGAAUAAAACAGCGUUACUUUUAGCGGGCGCCCUGAAGCGGUGUCACGCGCGUAACGUCAAAACAAGAAUGAUAAAUUUGUAAGUGAAACCAGAGACGUAUAUAUAAUGUGUUAUAUACGUCUCUGGUGUAACGUUAUAGACUGCUCAGUAAAAUAACGGUAUAUACUCUCGGUAAUUGUUUGUGUUUGCGCAAGAAAAUAACUUAUUUACAGCGAUUUGAGACAUAUUUUCAAAAACGAAUCCUUUUAGCGUGAAGAAGUAUCUACAGAAGACUAAAGUUGCUAUUUGAGAAGCUGGUAUGUUAGCCACUGUGAAAUACAAUCGGGAACCCUGGUCACUUUCUGUUAACGAAAACGGAAAGUGCCGAUGGUUCCCGAUUGCUUUCAAUGCAUCAUUUCACUGCAAUCGGGAACCUGAUCCGGUCAGUGCAAAAAAUCCGAGUUAUUCAACAAAGGCCCACUAAUUUGCGAUUGCCUCUCAUGAAAGGAGAUACCUAGAUAUUGCUUUAUAGAUGUCCUUGAUCAAUGUAAGAAAAUUGUAUAUGUAUGCAAAAACAUUCAUCAUCUAAGCUUUCCAUUUAAUAUUUGCUGAUCUGUGUAUUUUGUUUUUGUGUAAUGUACUCAUUUAUAUAAAAUUUCAGAAAUGAAUUGAUUUAAUUAAGAAUUGGACUGCUUUUGUAUGGAAUUUAUUAUCUUUUUGAAUGACACAGCUUUGCAAGCAAACAACAUAAUGCGUAUGUCACGUGUAAACCUUCCUAAAAUCCUUUAAAAUAUCAAAAAAUCUUCAAUUUUGGCUCUAACAAAGUAAUUAGAGGCUUCAGAAUAGCACGAAUGAUUCGAUACUAUGAUAUAUGCUAUAUAAGUUAUGUUUUAAAUGUCUCACGAAUUUCUCACGAAUUGAGAGAAAAAAUCUCACUGUUUUGGACCAAAUUUCAUUAAAAAUAAUCGCAUAAUGCUAUAUAUAGAUAUACAUUUUUUACGCAUUACAAUAAGAAGCGCGUUUUAGUAAUACUACCGAAAAUCAUCCGGAAUCCUACAAACAUGUAUGAUUUAUGAUAGAUCGAAUUAAUCCCCCCCCCCUUUUUUUUUUUUUUUUUUAGCAAAUCCCGAUAAUUAUAUCUAGACGUGUGCCAAAGUUCAUCAAAAAAGAAUAAAAAAGGAAAUUAACUUUAAAUAAGUAAAUAACAAAUGCUAUAUAGAAUGAAAUGGGGAGACCACUUGGAAUGUUGGCACCCUGUUUUAUGAAUAUUGCCCAUUCCAGUAAGGCCAGUAAUGGUCGCUGUUUUUUAUUGGAAUGCGUGGUAAUUUUGAAAUAUUUACUAACUUACAUGUUUUUCAGUAUAUUAUGAUGCUAUUAUAUAAAGAAUAAUUACAGGUAUUUUUUUGAAUGUUUUGGAAUGGUGUUAUAUUGAAUGAAAAAUAAUUGUUAUUUAUUUUCCGCUGAUUUCCGGAAUAAAUGAUAUUUU
Mizuhopecten yessoensis (Yesso scallop) is the source of this 4151-nucleotide messenger RNA. Its product is annotated as probable flavin-containing monoamine oxidase A. Lineage: Eukaryota; Metazoa; Mollusca; Bivalvia; Pectinida; Pectinidae. The transcript has 12 exons. Gene Ontology annotation, molecular function: oxidoreductase activity. Bases 300 to 1913 code for a protein of 537 amino acids. The record is from RefSeq and is a predicted model, not a curated record.